Messenger RNA from Colius striatus (speckled mousebird), 5903 nucleotides. RefSeq names its product C-type lectin domain family 12 member A-like. NCBI's taxonomy places the organism in Eukaryota, Metazoa, Chordata, Aves, Coliiformes, Coliidae. The transcript is spliced from 7 exons. The record is from RefSeq and is a predicted model, not a curated record. The coding region runs from base 162 to 935 and encodes 257 amino acids.
AUUUUGUUGACAGUCCUGUGAUUGUGGCAGUGCAGUCAUUAUCUUGGUAUCCUUUCUCUCUUCAUUUGUAUCUGCCACAAUAAGUAAAACCAAGCUUGCUAGCUGCCAAUGCUAGAUGUUUUUCUGGUCUUUUUGUUCUGACAUUUUUCUUCUUACCAGCUAUGACAGAAGAAGUAACAUAUGCUAAUCUGAAAUUUAAAAACAGACAUGAGUUGGAUAAUAUCGCAGCGCCUGAAGAUACUCAGGAAAAAGGGCCUGCCACUUCGUCUCGGUCUUUCUGGUCAGUUGUCCUGAUUUUGUUUGUGCUGUGCUUGGCAUUGCUGGUGGCAGUGGUGACCCUGGCAGUUUUAUUUUUCCAGGUUCCCCAGGACUACAGGACACAACUUAGAGAUCUCAACAUGACAAAGAAUGAGCUGCAUGCAAAUUUCUCAAAUAUGCUGCAAGCAAUAGGAAAUCAUCUGUGCUUGAAAGGAGAAAAAAACUUGAAAAAUAAUGGACAGAACUGUGUACUCUGCCCUGCAAACUGGAAGUGGGAAGGUGGUGAUAUAUGUUACUACAUCUCCAAAGGAAAGGAGUCAUGGGAAGAGAGUCGCCAGUUUUGUUCCUCACAAAACUCUACUCUUUUUCUGAUAAAAAAUGAGGAAAAGCUGGAAAUGUUAAAAAAAAUAUAUACAGAAUAUUACUGGGUUGGACUAAUAUUUAGAGCUGAAAAGAAAGCAUGGUAUUGGAAUGACAACACAGCUAUUACAGAAAAACAAAAGACUUGGUUAAAUCUCCAAAGCCCCUUCUCCCAACACUGCGGAUAUUUUGCUUACACUAACGUGUAUGGCACAUCAUGUGAAAAAAAAUAUUCCUAUAUCUGUGAAAAGCCUGCCGUCCAAUUACAGCGAGGUAAUAGCCAUUGUCAGGAGGACUGGUUUGUCAGAUCAAAAUGAUUGCAAGAAGCUGGAAGACAUUCCACAAGACAUAUUUAAAAAUAGCUUCAUACUAGGGAAAUGGGCCUGGUGGCAGGCUCCAGGAGUAACUCAAGCCUGACACUCCAGAUCAAAAACUGUCAAAAGAUUGUUCAGUUUUAACACAAGUGAUUGACAAAAUGGCCAAAAGGGAUGGCCAGGAAAAGAAAGCACAGUGACAACGCAAGCACAGAAACAUACUGCUCCUUUCCCAGCAUCCACUGAUAGAGUCCUAAUAUCAUUCGCCAGUUCAUGACUGUACAGCUGUAACGUAACACAAGUGAUGAGGAUUAAACACUCCCAUUCACGAGAUGCUUCUGAUGUCUGGUUCAACUGACUGCUUUAAUACACUAGUAGGCUGGAGCAAACAACAUGCUCUGCUAUCGUCAGAAUGUGGGACAAAGUGUUCCUGAAUUGUAUAAAUAAUCAUAUUUGCUCUGGAGCAUAGAAAUUCAUAGUCUUUGUGAGAACUUGUGCAUGUGUCACAGGAGAAGAUAUCAUUUAGCAAUGAAUGUCUAUCUCUCCUCUACACUCUCCAUUUCUUUCUGGCACUGUUACAUCUCUUUUUUCCCCCUAGUAGCAUUUCUAUUCUUCUUUUCUACUUGAAUACUCUGCGUUUUUGAUCUCUUGCAAGAGCUACACAGGGCUCAGUCAGAGGCACAAAUAGAAUCUCCUUUUACGUAUUUUUUAGGAUAUUUUCUGGAAUUUCAUACUAUUAAUUUAAUCAUAGAAUGGUUUGGGUUGGAAGAGACCUUAAAGAUCAUCUAGUUCAAAUCCCUCUGCCAUGAGCAGGAGUGUCUUUCACUAGACCAGGUUGCUCAAAGCCCCAUCCAACCUGGCCUUUAACAUUGCCAGGGAUGGGGCAUCCACAAACUUUUUGGGCAAUCUGUUCUGGUGCCUCAGUGCCCUCACAUUGAAGAACUUCCUCCAAAUAUUUGAGCUAUAUCUCUUUCAGUUUGGAGCCAUUACACCUUGUCCUGUCACUACAUGACCUUGUAAAAAAGUCCCUCUAAGGCUUUCCUGUAGGCCCCUUUAGGUACCGGAAGGCUGCUAUAUAAAUGUACUGAGCAAGGAUCUACAAACCUGUGAAAACACCUCAAGCAGUGAACAAAAUGUCUUUGUAGAGCAACAAAAGUCAGAUUGGAAUAAGAAAUGCACAUCCCAUAAACACUGUUUUAGUUUGAGAAAAAAAGCCCACAAUUUCCUGUGUAUUCCUUGUGGAUUGCAUCCCAGACUAUUUGUUGUGGAUCAUUUACCACUGGUGUAGCAGCUAGGCUGAUAAAGGACUAGUCUUUCCUUUCAAGAGAUUGUUCUAGUGUCUCACUAUUCUCAGCACUAUACAGCAGUUUCUAAUCACCAAAAUUACCAUUUCAGGUGUAAUUUUCAAACACCAGUUUCACGCUUCAGAAACCUUAGUGAUUUCUCUUCCUAUCUAUUGUUUACAUUCAUCACUCUCAUCUCUAAUGUAACUUUUCCUAGCUUCACCUCUCAGUUUCUUUCCUCAUUGUUCCUGUCUUUGGUGUGAAAAUGCAGAAUGCUUCUACCCUGCAAUGCAGACACAGUCCUUGUGUGUGUCCCAGAGGUUCUCUCAGCAUUCAUUCCAGCUGCACCAAAAUAAGUAACCUUGUGUAAAAGGUGUCUUGAACUGUAUUCAUGGUGCAUAGUUUAUCGAUAAUGAAAGACUUUGCUGUAAUUUGCCAGAAGAAAAAGAAAAUAAAGAAGGAAAAAAAAAGUCUAAUCUGGUUUCUCCUACAUUAGAGUAACUAAGCAAGAGGGAAAGAUAUUUCCAGGAUUUUUUUUUCAUUGAGUCAUGCCUAAGUGCAGAUAGGCAAAUCCUAGGUGUUUCUGCAGUCUGUUGAAGGCGAAUAUGAGUGGAGAUUGACAGCUCCCCGCGCUGACAGGCAGCUACAAGACUACAUUAUAUCUUGCUAUGGCCUUGAUCUUUUGAGUCGCCAGCACAAAAGAAGUCACUGGUGGGGCACCUGCAUUUGUAACUGCAAAGGCCUGUGGAGUUAAGAGCAUCUUUUCACAGUGUGCCGUGCUACUGAGACAGAGGCAGCUGGCUGCUUCUCCUCAAAAGCCAAUGACUAAAACACACAUACACAAAAACCACCCCAGGAAAGACAAGAGGCAGUGUCUUAUGUCAUGGUUUAGCAAGGAGCAGCUUUUGCUUGGUAACAGGGCGAGCAGGUUUCAGUGAAGACCUGGUAAAGACUUUUUGGACUCUUCCCUGGCUCCUGGGUUCAGACCCAGCUGGGUCAAUCUGGCGCCUCUGCAAUAACUAUUUAGGGAUGGGAAUUUGAACUGCUGGUAGGAGGUGUAAGAGUGAUACAAGAUGGAGGUGACCACGCGGGCCCCACAGUCAGAGAAGGAGGAAGGAAGGAGGAGCACCAGACCAGAGACCCCUCUGCAAGCCAUGGUGAGAAUGUAGGCUGUACCCCUGCAACCCAUGCAGGGCCAUGGCAGGACUGAGAGCCACCAGCAGCUCCAUGUGAGUGCACCUGGAUGGGUGAGGGACUGUGUGGGGAGACGGCCAUGGAGCAGGCCGUGCUGGAGAGCCUGAGCAGCGCAGAGCAGCCCCACACAAGAGGCAGAGAGGAGCUGCAGCUUUUGGGAUAAAUAUACGUAGGAGCAGCCUGUGCAGGGCUGCCGUGUGUGUGAGGUACCCCAUGGACUUGCAGGGAGAACUGGUUCAGAGUCCACCUGCCCCGAGGAGAGACAAAUGGCAGAAGCUAUCAGGAAUAGACUGACUAAAACCCCCACUCUGAAACCCCCACUCCCUGCCCCCCUGGGCCGUUCCGGGAUCAGGUCUCUGAGCCCAGGAAGAGGGGAGGGAUGGGGAGAAGGUGGUCUUAAAGGGCUGGUCGGACUCUUCAUCAUUAUACCACUCUGUAUUGUGUUGUGUUUGUUAUGUUUUGGGGUUUUAUGGUUAUGUUUUAGUUGGUGUUGCAUUACAUUAUUUUCUGUUUUCUUCCCCAAGCCAAGUAGCCUGGUCUGUUUUGUCUUGGACCUUAAGUGCCAAUUAAGCUCUCCCUGCCCUUUGGCAAUCCUCAGGUCUUUGGUACUUGAGGCUAAUCGUGGUCUUUUGUUCCCUGAUGGGCCUAAACCAUGACAUCUUACCAUUCACUAGAGAUGUUCAGAGUGCUACCACCAAUAAGCUCAACUAGCAAGGCUGAAACUUGUAAAGGACGUACCCUGGUGGUGGAGUAACCAUGAAGGACUCAAGUAUGUGCUGUCUGACUGUAUCCCCUAUUCCAUUGAAUAGGUACAGGGGAAGAGAUAUAGAAAUGUACUGUUUGUGUAUUAGCUGAGACGGCAUUUUGAAUCACAGUACUGUACAAUAGCGUGUUUCCCAUGUCUAAAUUCUACUUCUUCCCUGUGCCCCUGUCAGACUCCGGAUGAUGCAAUUUGCAAGGUAACAUUCUGAUUAAUAAACACAGAUGUUUUGUCCAGCCUACUGUUAACAUUUAUACAAAGGCUGUGUUCAAAUGUAGACUUAAACUUCCUACCUUAUUUUACCUUUCUUUACAUUUUAGUCUGAAGAAACAAGAAAUUCUUCCUGUUCUGGAUCCUUACAAGAACAGAGGGCCCCAUCUUGCUACCUUUUUUAUUUCUGUUCUUGCAGCAGAAUUUGUUUCAAAAGGGGAUUAAAAAAAAUAUAGUAACAGACUGCUUAUUGAAUUCACAGCUACAAGAACAAUAGAAGUAAGGGACAUUAACUCCUGUUUUCUGUCCAGAAGUAAAAUUAAGUUUCCUCAAAGGUGAUUCAUUACAUAGUUAAAAAUUGUGGUUAAGACUGAAGAGGUUGUUGUCAUGAAAACUUGCAACAAAAUUCAGUACCAUUGACAAACCUGACACCCAGCUAUCUGCAGAAAAGCCCUUUUUACACUGAGAUGCCAACAUACAGUUUUCAGACAAGUGGUUUUGUACCAUAUUUAGCAUGAGAUUUUUAUGAAGAUAUUACAGAUAUACUAGGAAUACUGUUCCUUCUGUGAUCUCUGUGCAACAAAACUUUACUCCCAGCUUUUCCAUCAUUCCUUCUCUUUGCAUGCAGUUAAGAUAUAAUGCAAGAAAAACAUGCAGACAGAGAUAUUUCUGCUCUGAAAAAACAUCUAUCCUUUGCAUAGAAAGGUGAGAAAAAUAACCUAGUCAUUACUGGGUAUUUCCAGUCCAUUGAUAGGAUUUUGCAAAUGAAAACUUUACACACAAAAGCAAUAACAGCUACCAUAGAAAUUCCUCUCUUGCGAUUUCCUUCUGACUCACUGUGAUGUGAUUCAUCAUGUCUGAGCAAGUGCUCUGUUAAGGAGAGAUGGUCUCUGAAGAUAUUCAAGAACCAUAGCUCAGCAUCAGAGCAAGGCACUGCAGAGAGCUAGAGAUGGAGAGUGUGAAUGGGUAAGCCAGUCCUGCACAGUGAAUUCUGCAUACUAUGCAGGAGCAGAGAGCUCCUUAGUGUAGUCUGGUCUUUCUCUGACACUGGCUGAAUUGAUGUAGAGCUUUAUACUAACAUGUACUAAUAAACCUUAUACUAACUUAUCGCAAUAGUAUAAAGCUUAUUUUUCAGACGGGACAAAAUUCACACAAGCUGUAAAAAGGUCACGCUUAUCUCCUCACACAAUACCUCCGGGGUCCUCCAACUUCCUUGAGGGCAGAAAGCAGUUCUGCGAGGGGCCGAGUGAUAUCUGAAGAUCAGGGGUGAGAAAGCCUCAGGACUUAUCAGCUUUCAUCUCCCAAGGCCCUAAAGACCAUCACCGGCCAUCACCGGGAGAUAUCACGCAAAUGAAAGGAAGAAAAGACCUAAUUUACAUGCGAAAUCGGGGACAGGUUGUAUCUUUGUCUAGGCGGAUAACGUCAUCAUAUGAUUUUGUAACUUUUUAACAAAUAUAAGUCAAGCAAGUUGCAGAGUCGGGUGCGCACGGUUGUGGUGGAGCGAUCCCCUAUGCGCCCAGUGCC